AUGGCCGCUAAAGUUUCUCCUGUGAGUCCACUGGCGCUAUAUAACUUGGUUUCUGCCGGUCUAUGGGGUUUUUUGCUGUUUCAGGCUGUGACUACGUACCCAAAAGUUGGGCAGCCGGCCUUUUUCUACGAAACCGAGGGUUAUUUGACAGUAAUUCAAUGCGGUGCGUUGAUUGAGAUUUUGAAUUCUGUGCUAGGAAUUGUGCGUGCUCCGCUACUGACCACUGUAGCACAGGUAGCUUCUCGACUCCUGGUCACUGUAGGAAUUUUCCAUUAUCUACCAGAGGCCUACAAUGCCCAUAACGCUAUUUUUCUGUCACUUUUGACCGCUUGGUCUGUGACCGAAAUUGUACGGUAUCUGUUCUACUUCUUCAAUUUGACAGUAGCCAGUGGUCCUCCUAAGGUUUUGGUUCUCUUGCGUUACAACCUGUUUUGGCUGCUGUAUCCUAUGGGAGUGGCCAGUGAGCUAUUGAUCAUCUACUCUGCCCUGUCCAUUGCCGAAGCCAAGUACUCCAGCAACAUCAAAUGGGCAUUGGCCGCCAGCAUGUUGAUUUACAUACCAGGCUUCCCAAUGCUGUACUCACAUAUGGUGGUUCAAAGGAAGAAAGUGAUGAAGUCAUUGCGAAACGCGGGAAAAAAGCAAGCUUAG
This is a messenger RNA of Lachancea lanzarotensis, 648 nucleotides long. RefSeq names its product LALA0S08e06898g1_1 (gene PHS1). NCBI's taxonomy places the organism in Eukaryota, Fungi, Ascomycota, Saccharomycetes, Saccharomycetales, Saccharomycetaceae. Gene Ontology annotation, cellular component: endoplasmic reticulum membrane. The transcript has a single exon. Gene Ontology annotation, biological process: very long-chain fatty acid biosynthetic process; sphingolipid biosynthetic process; fatty acid elongation. The coding region runs from base 1 to 648 and encodes 215 amino acids. The record is from RefSeq and is a predicted model, not a curated record. Gene Ontology annotation, molecular function: 3-hydroxyacyl-CoA dehydratase activity.